ACUGCCGCGCUGUGCUGCUGUACGUUUGCUCUUCUGCGCUCGGAGUGCUGCUGCCUUUCGUUACAGUCCAGGACAGUUUGCAGGGUUUUCCAUCUUAUAUUCUCGCCGACGGAAUUUGUCAUUCUGAGCGCGCUCUUGCCGCUGAAUCUUUGUCGCUGCACUGAUGGCUGAUACUAGAUGUGAAUUGUCUUAUUGCAGAAUGAGGGGGAUUAUGUCGCUUCUCACUGCUUUCAUAAAGGACAGGAAGAUGGGCUUGAAUGACUUCAUGCAGAAGCUUGUGUCCUGCCCUCAUAUGUGCCAACACGAUGUCAGAGGGUUCCUGACGAUCGAUGAGAAGCGGAAUGAGGAUAUAAUGAAUUUGGACGAUGAACUUGACUCAGCGAUGCAUUCAAACGGUCCCAGGAGCUCCCUCGCAGAGGAAACACAAAUGAAGCCGUGUGACUUUCACUACCUAAAGAUCAUUGGCAAAGGAAGCUUUGGAAAGGUCCUGCUGGCCAAACACAAGGAGACCUCUGAGUACUAUGCCAUCAAAGUGCUGCAGAAGAAAGUUAUCCUCAAGAAGAAAGAGCAAAAGCACAUCAUGGCGGAGCGCAGCGUCCUGCUGAAGACCGUGAAGCACCCCUUCCUCGUGGGGCUGCAGUACUCCUUCCAGACCACGGACAAGCUCUACUUCGUCCUGGACUUUGUCAACGGGGGAGAGCUGUUCUACCACCUGCAGCGGGAGAGGAUCUUCCUGGAGCCACGAGCCCGCUUCUACGCCGCUGAGAUUGCCAGCGCCCUGGGCUACCUCCACUCCCUGCACAUCAUCUACAGAGACCUGAAGCCGGAGAACAUCCUCCUGGACUCCCAGGGCCACAUCGUUCUCACUGACUUCGGCCUCUGCAAGGAGGGCCUGGAGCCCAACGGGACCACCUCCACCUUCUGCGGGACACCAGAGUACCUGGCCCCAGAGGUGCUGCAGAAGCAGGCCUAUGACCACACAGUGGACUGGUGGUGCCUGGGCUGUGUGCUGUAUGAGAUGCUGUACGGCCUGCCCCCGUUCUACAGCCGGAACACGGCGGAGAUGUACAGCAACAUCCUGAACAAGGCCCCCGUAAUGAAGCCCAACGUCUCCAACGCCGGGAGAGAGCUGCUGGAGGCACUGCUGCAGAAGAACAGGACACACAGGCUGGGAGCCAAGCAGGACUUUGAGGAGCUCAAGAUUCACUCCUUCUUCUCCCCCAUCAACUGGGGCGACCUGAUAGCCAAGAAGAUCAAGCCCCAGUUCGUCCCAGCCGUGACUGGCCCCAUGGACCUGCGGCACUUUGACCCCGAGUUCACCCACCUCCCCGUGACGUCCUCCGUGUGCAACUCGGACAGUCUAAUGGUGACCAGCAGCGUGCGCGAAGCUGCCCACGCCUUCCCCGGCUUCUCCUACGGGCCUCCCAAAGACCACGGCUUCCACUAGGGGGCGCUGCCUCCACACACUCCCUCCUCCAGCUCCUCUCUACCAUUCCAGUCGAGGCCAGGGGUUCAACCAGGCCGUAACCAGUGGGACUCACCCCGGUGUGUCUGCUGUCAGGAAAUACCACACCGAAAGGACGAGGAACAGGAGUGUCCUCUGUUGGACUUGGGACUCAUUUUUAUUUUUUUAUUUCUUUUAUUUCUGUCCUGCUCAAACGGCCAAGAAAUGAAGCGCUGCCAAGAUUUGGGAAACACUGGUCAAUUCAGGAUAUGCUGGAACACUUGGAGCAGAAGUGGGUACUUGGUGGACGUUUCAGAUGCGAUGACUGACCUCUUCAGGAGGGCCGCCGGUUCCGUGCGUCACCAGGAGCCAGCCGGAUGGUCCGGAUCGCUCAUAGCAGGACUGGCUGUGAAGUCAAUGCCUUUCUCCUUCAAACUGUUCCGGAUUACGAACGAGUACAGCGUGGACUCUUUUCUGCACAGUUCUUUCAUUGCACUUUGGGACCCAACACCUGUGGAAAGGCAGUUAAGACGGUGGCCUACAGAACGUCAAAAAACUAAAACAAUUAUUGUCAAAGUGUUGUUUGUACCUCCUCACAUAAAUAUAGGAGGUGUAUGUAGUUUGGUGUAUGUUGAUGGUCUUGGCUCCUGGGACCAGCCAACUCUAAUCUAUAAUACUUCCGCAAAGCCAGUUUGUGCAAAUGCUUAAACUGACGCGAGACCAGUGAUUAGUGCCCCAACCUGUAAGCAUACCAUGGGUUAGCACAAGCUGUGAGAGUUCAAACACUGUUCUGAGAUCAGCUUUACGAAAAGCUUUGUUCAGGAAAGGGUAUCUCAGUGCCCUGGCUUGCAGAUGCAUAAUUCAUCACAUUUCUGUAAAAAGCAUAUCAGUAAAUUACAUUUUCUCAAAACGCUAGCCUCUGUAAUAUUUUGCCAAACCCAGCUGUCGUACCCUUUUAUGUUUUUUUCUUUUUCAUCUAUCCUUGCUGUUUUUUAUAUUUACUCGCUAAUUUAAACUGUUUCUUUGAACUAUUUUGCUGUCCUGAAAAAUGUAUACGCACUUUAAUUUUCAAUAGAAAAGUGAAUGAAGAAUUGUUUGCAGCGUCCAUGUAUUGUAAAUGGUACAGAAUGGACGACCUUAUUUUGAAUCCACGUGUUGAAUGUGGAACAGGUGUUCUGGAUUUUCUCCGUCCUGAUAACACCAGCACUGUGGAGGACAUGACAAUACCCUGUUUCACCGUGGAAACUUUUGCUUUUAAACAUUUUGUUACUAAAUGCAUGUACUCAGCAAAUAAGAUCAUUUCUGUAUUAUUAUUAUUUUUAAAACAAGCUUUGUGCUUUCAGGGGACCAAGAGUGCAAUACACACAUGGGCAUGACCCGUUUUGCAUUUCUGUUGUUGCAAUGAACCGAUAUGUAGAGUAUUUAUUGGCAGGAAAAGAGAUGUCUGCAAUAUCAUACCUUGGAUAGCACCACUGUCGAAUUUUAAUUAAAACAUUUGCAUUUGUGUAUUGUAUGUUGUUGAUAGUAAUAUAUAAGAACCGCGGGUUUGUCGCGUGCUUGUCAGAACCUGUGAAAUGUUAUAGCGAAGUUGACCUGAGGAGGGCGCUGUUCUCAUGCCUACAGACGUGUUUAAUUUGGUCGUCUGGGGGAAGGACUGCCGCCGCUUGGACAUGUUCUAGGGGAACAGACUCUCCCACCCCCAUCAGUCACGCCACAGAAAAACACAAGGCAUGGUAAUAUGCUUGGAUGUGUUGCAAUUUAUUUUAUAUUUGGAAGUAUUUUGGUUUCAUUGUGUUUUCUUCACUUACUGUAUAACAUCUCUCACACAUGCAAACAUUGUACCUUCAGAAACAAGUGGAGUAGUUGCCAGUUUCAAUGAAGCAAUGAAACAUGAGGCUGAUUUAUGUGAUGAAAAUGUAAAUAAAUUCAUAUAACUA
Molecule: messenger RNA, 3381 nt
Organism: Conger conger (European conger)
Lineage: Eukaryota; Metazoa; Chordata; Actinopteri; Anguilliformes; Congridae
Product: STKc_SGK domain-containing protein
Exons: 13
Coding region: 164-1447 (427 amino acids)
Biological process (GO): protein phosphorylation
Molecular function (GO): protein serine/threonine kinase activity; ATP binding
Source: RefSeq, a predicted model, not a curated record